GUCUUGUGGUGUCUGGGUGUGGCUGAGUUUAGGUGUGUGUUACAAAGCGCAGACCGUUGUGUGUGACGCAAUCUAUUGUGAGCCAGUAUGUGUCUUUACCCACGUGGAUGCACGCCUCUUCCUUGCUCUGCCCCAAGACACAUCCCAGUCCCUCCUUAGGCUGAGAAGGGAGGUUGGGGAGCCUCCCCUCUGCCCAAGGGCCACGCCAGCUCCUCCCUGCCCUGCCCAGCCGUCACCACCCCCAGAGGGCACAGACUCCUCUGUGCCUCAAAGCAAGAGCCCCAGAGCGAGGAGCAGAGCAGGCCGAGGACCUGCAAGCCACAGUGGCUGCCCUUUGUGUGCUGCGAGGUGGGGGACCCUGGGCAGGAAGCUGGCUGAGCCCCAAGACCGCAGGGGCCAUGGGCGGGGAGCUGGUGCCAGGCCUGGGGGCCCUACAGAGGCGCAAGCGGCUGCUGGAGCAGGAGAAGUGGCUGGCUGGCUGGGCCCUAGCGCUGGCGGGAAUUGGCAUCGGACUCAUGGUACUCCACGCGGAGAUGCUCUGGUUCGGAGGGUGCCCGUGGGCGCUCUACUUGUUCCUGGUUAAAUGCAUGAUCAGCAUUUCCACCUUCUUGCUCCUUUGUCUUAUCGUGGCAUUUCACGCCAAAGAGGUCCAGUUGUUCAUGACCGACAACGGGCUCCGGGACUGGCGCGUGGCGCUGACUGGGCGGCAGGCGGCGCAGAUCGUGCUGGAGCUGGCCGUGUGCGGGCUGCACCCAGCGCCGGUGCGUGGUCCGCCGUGCGCCCAGGGUUUGGGGUCCCGGCCCAUGGCGACGCAGUCCUGGCCGGGCUUCCUGGAUGAGGGCGAGGCGCUGCUGUCAUUGGCCAUGCUGCUGCGCCUCUACCUGGUGCCCCGCGCCGUCCUCCUGCGCAGCGGCGUCUUGCUCAACGCGUCCUACCGCAGCAUCGGUGCCCUCAACCAGGUCCGCUUCCGCCACUGGUUCGUGGCCAAGCUGUACAUGAACACGCACCCCGGCCGCCUGCUGCUCUGCCUCACGCUUGGCCUCUGGCUCACCACCGCCUGGGUGCUGUCGGUGGCCGAGAGGCAGGCCGUUAACGCCACCGGACACCUUUCAGACACACUGUGGCUGAUCCCUAUCACAUUCCUGACGAUUGGCUAUGGGGAUGUGGUGCCAGGCACCCUGUGGGGCAAGAUUGUUUGUCUCUGCACUGGAGUCAUGGGGGUCUGCUGCACAGCCCUGCUGGUGGCCGUGGUGGCCCGGAAGCUGGAGUUUAAUAAGGCAGAGAAGCACGUGCACAACUUCAUGAUGGACAUCCAGUACACCAAAGAGAUGAAGGAAUCAGCUGCCCGAGUGCUGCAAGAGGCCUGGAUGUUUUACAAACACACACGCAGGAAGGACCGUGGGGCCGCCCGCAAGCACCAGCGCAGGCUGCUGGCCGCCAUCAACAGGUUCCGCCAGGUGCGGCUGAAACACAGAAAGCUCCGGGAACAAGUGAACUCCAUGGUGGACAUCUCCAAGAUGCACAUGAUCCUGUGUGACUUGCAGCUGGGUCUGAGCAGCUCACAUCAGGCCCUGGAGAAGCGGAUGGAUGCACUGGCAGGGAAGCUGGACACCCUGACUGAGCUGCUUAGCACUGCCCUGGGGUCGAGGCAGCUUCCAGAACCAAGCCAGGAGGCCACGUAGCUGG
Molecule: messenger RNA, 1686 nt
Organism: Odobenus rosmarus divergens (Pacific walrus)
Lineage: Eukaryota; Metazoa; Chordata; Mammalia; Carnivora; Odobenidae
Gene: KCNN4
Product: potassium intermediate/small conductance calcium-activated channel, subfamily N, member 4
Exons: 8
Coding region: 399-1682 (427 amino acids)
Biological process (GO): potassium ion transmembrane transport
Cellular component (GO): neuron projection; neuronal cell body; plasma membrane
Molecular function (GO): small conductance calcium-activated potassium channel activity; calmodulin binding; intermediate conductance calcium-activated potassium channel activity
Source: RefSeq, a predicted model, not a curated record